This is a messenger RNA of Lutzomyia longipalpis, 2230 nucleotides long. RefSeq names its product tyrosine-protein phosphatase non-receptor type 61F (gene Ptp61F). NCBI's taxonomy places the organism in Eukaryota, Metazoa, Arthropoda, Insecta, Diptera, Psychodidae. Gene Ontology annotation, molecular function: protein tyrosine phosphatase activity. The record is from RefSeq and is a predicted model, not a curated record. The coding region runs from base 168 to 1667 and encodes 499 amino acids. Gene Ontology annotation, biological process: protein dephosphorylation. The transcript has 8 exons.
UUUGGGGUCAACUGGGUAAUACUGUAGAACGACAAAAGAAGACAGGCGAGAUUCGCUUUUUUUUGCGUGAGGCCAAUUUUCCAUUAAUUUUGUGAGUUUUUGCGGGACGGAAAAGUAUGCGAUAGAGUGCAGUGGUGAGUGCGAAAAGUGAAUUCAACAGUGGCAAUAUGACAUCGAGCAGCAUUGAGGUGGAAUACGGGGAAAUCAACAAGAAAGAAAACGGAUGGUCCCAGGCUUUCCAGACCAUCAAGGAUAAAUGUGAACUGGAGGCCAAGCAGAAACAAUUCACACUCGAUGAAUCAAAGAGUAUUUCCAAUAGAAAGUACAACCGUUACAGAGAUGUCAAUCCCUACGAUCACUCCCGGAUUGUCCUUCAUCGCGGUGACACCGACUACAUCAAUGCCAAUCUUGUUAAGAUGGAACGAGCAAACAGGAAGUAUAUCCUCACGCAGGGACCUCUUCAGCAGACUGUCUCGCACUUUUGGCUAAUGGUGUGGGAACAGGACUCGAAAGCAAUACUAAUGUUAAAUAAAUUAGUUGAGAAGAAGCAGGUCAAAUGUCACCUGUACUGGCCAGAGAAGAUUGGCGAGGAGCAUCGGAUGAAUUUAACAGAUGUCGGCCUCAUUGUUGAGUAUUUGAAAGUGGAGGAAUUUGUGAAUUUCUCCAUACGCACCCUAAGACUGACAGAUAUGGAAUCCACGAAAUCCCGCGAAAUCUUGCAGUUUCACUACACAACAUGGCCCGAUUUUGGCAUUCCCAGCUCACCCGUGGCUUUCCUGCUAUUCCUCAAGAAGGUACGCGAAUCGGGGGCACUCGAUGACAACGUUGGACCCCCUGUUGUACACUGCAGUGCCGGUAUUGGGCGUUCCGGGACAUUUUGCCUCGUUGAUUGCUGCCUCGUGCUGAUUGAGCGCGAAGGUGAGAACAAGGUAUCAGUGCAGGAUGUUCUCCUGGAACUCCGACGCUUCCGUAUGGGCCUCAUUCAGACCGUUGAUCAACUUUAUUUCUCCUACCAAGCAAUUAUUGAGGGUAUUAAACGCCUCAACAAUCCUAAUGACGAUGAUUACGAAGAAGUGGCAGUGAUUCAGCAGCAAGAAGAUGAAGAGAAUGGUGAACAAGCACCACCGCCGCUUCCACCGCCACGAGUUGAUUCCCUCCAUAGUGGUGGAACACCUGCAAAACCAUUGCCUUCAGUUCCUGCCGAUGAUAAUGGGGAGGAUGCGCUGCCGGUGAAUGGGAAUAAUGCCGAUGGGGGUGUGGAGAAUGGGAUUGGGAAUGUGGAUCGUCCGCUACCUCCGCUGCCGCGUGAUAAUUCGCUGGAGAAGGUGGAUGAGUCGCAGAGUGAUCAUGAUUCGUUGGAGGAUGAGGACGAGGAUGAAUUGGCGGAAGAUGAGGCUGAUGAGGAUGAAGAUGCCGAAAUGAGGGAUGAUGAUGGCACGGAGAAGAAUGGCUUGGACAACAGCAAUGAUUCAUUCAAGUCUGAUGAGAAUAUUGACAAUAGUCAAGAGGAGGCUCUACUGAGACGUAGGAAGCGACAGGAGAGGCAGGACGCCAUGGCGGAGAAAGUGCGCGAAAUCAAGCGGAAGCAGAAGAUGAGUGAAGAGUCUUCGCCGAAAAAGCGCAGGACACCGAGCAGUUCGCAAAGCAAAAGCGAGAGGGGUAAAUAGAGAGAAGGGGGCAGUGAGGCAAAUGAGGGAUAUAAAAUGAGAAAGAAAUAAAGAUUUUUAUGAAGCUGCUCUGCAAAACAAACGCAAAAGAAAUUUAAGAAGAAACUCAAUUUGCAUUCUCACAGAGUUUUUAGAGAAGAAAGAGAAAAAUUUAUUAUAGCUUUUAGGGGAUUUGUGAAAGAUGAUAAGAAAACAGAGAAGAAAUAUUUUUACCAAUGUAUUUUCCACUAUUUGACCCACAAAAGCAUUACAAAAAAAAAGCGACAAAAGCUUUUUUUCUUUAAACAACAACAAAACUUUUUAAAUUUCAUUAGAGAGAAUUUUUGAAUAUAUUUGUGAGAUGAAAAUAUUUUGUAAUAAUUUGUUAGCAAAGUUAUUUAAAAAAAAAAAGAAGAAGUAUUUUAAUGAAGAUGAAAAAAAAUCACAAGUUAGAUGAGCUUUAGGUGAGAUAGAGAGAAAGAGCAUUAGUUGAGUUAUUUUUCAAUUGUAAUGAAAUUGUGUUUAUUUUUUAAGUUUUUUCUUCAAAGAAAAAAAUUUCCACAGCAUAUUUUCACACCACAAAA